Messenger RNA from Laetiporus sulphureus 93-53, 833 nucleotides. RefSeq names its product riboflavin kinase. The record is from RefSeq and is a predicted model, not a curated record. Gene Ontology annotation, molecular function: riboflavin kinase activity. Bases 81 to 728 code for a protein of 215 amino acids. Lineage: Eukaryota; Fungi; Basidiomycota; Agaricomycetes; Polyporales; Laetiporaceae. Gene Ontology annotation, biological process: riboflavin biosynthetic process; FMN biosynthetic process. Gene Ontology annotation, cellular component: mitochondrion. The transcript is spliced from 4 exons.
UGCGCACUGUUUCCAUUAUACCCGUCCGACCGAUACCCCCAUAGACUGCUCUGCAGUGCGCAGACUGCCCCCCUCACCAGAUGAUGUUGACAGAGGCUACUCCUCAGCUCGUCUCUAGAGAGGAACGACCGCCGGCGCCUCUAAGGACUAAUACAUUCCGGCAGACGAGGCCUGAUAUCGUGGGCCCCGAUGUCCCAGCAUCUCCCUUUCCAAUAUACGUCUCCGGAGCAGUACAGCGAGGCUUUGGGAGAGGAGGCAAGGACCUGGGCUGCCCGACAGCGAAUCUGCCGGACGAAUCCAUAGCUCCCAUGAGUUCUGUGACUCGUACUGGAGUAUAUUAUGGGUAUGCUCAAAUAUCUACGGAGAAGGAUGGGAAGACUAUAUUACCUGAAGAGGACUCGAAGGUGAUGCCGAUGGUCAUGAGCUUGGGAUGGAAUCCCUUCUACAAGAACGAGAGGAUGACCGCUGAGAUACACCUCAUGCACGACUUCUGCUCUGACUUCUAUGGUCAUGAGAUGAAGGCAGUCGUACUUGGAUAUAUCAGGCCAGAGCUCGAUUACACCUCACGAGAGGCACUCAUCGAAGAUAUUGAAAUGGAUAAACGCGUAGCCUUAAAGUCGCUAGCCAGACCAGCGUAUGAGAGGUAUAAGUCGGAUCCUCUGUUCGGCACGAGUCAUCCUAGACUUUGGCGCGCCCGAGCGGACAAAAGUAUAUUGUGCUCGAGAUAACGAGUUUAUGCUCACCUAGUUAGGUGUUAAAAUCGGAUAGCGCAUUGAUUUCGGCACGUUUCUGUGUAUAUAUGCACCUCAAAAAGGAUUAUUCGCCUAUGGUCG